Prorocentrum cordatum is the source of this 705-nucleotide messenger RNA. NCBI's taxonomy places the organism in Eukaryota, Dinophyceae, Prorocentrales, Prorocentraceae. The record is from the annotation of a GenBank genome assembly.
AGGUGGAGCUGCACGCGUUGCGCGGCUUCGGGUACAUAACGUACGAGUCGGUAGAGGCGGUAGACGCCUGCCUGGAGAAGUACGAGGACCCGGACCACCACUUAUGCAAGAAGUGGGUUGAGGUGAAGAGGUCCAUACCCAGAGAGCUGAUAGACGCCUACGAGCGCGAGCAGAGGCGCCUGCACGCGGAGCACCUGGCCGCCGCCGGCGCCCCCGCGCCUGGCGCCCCCGCGGAGGCCCCGGCGAAGCCGGAGCCCGCCGCGUCGCCCUCGGCGCCCGGGCCCAGCAGCUCGGCGCCCCGGCGGGCGGGGGGCGGCGGCUGGGGCUCCCGAGGAGCUCCCGCCGCGGGCGGCUCCGGCGACCUGAGCCGCAUCGCGCAGCUGGAGGCCAUGGGCUUCUCCGGCGAGGUGGCCCGGAAGGUGCUGGCGGAGUGCGCUUGGGACGUGAACGCGGCGAUCGACCGCCUGCUCUUGUCCGGCGCCGAGAUGUCUAGCGAGCCUGCAGGCGCAGGCGCCCCGCCCGACGAGGCGCCAGCGCCCGUGCCGGCUGCCGCCGAGGAGCGCGCGCCGGUGGCGGAGGUCGCGGUGGCGGCGGUGCACGUGGAGGAGGCCGAGGAGGAGCCGCAAGAGCCGGCGCCCGCGGGCGCCGCCGCCGAGCGGGCAGCAGGCGCCUCCCCGACGGACGCCGCCGCCGCAGAGCCAGGCG